Messenger RNA from Pongo pygmaeus (Bornean orangutan), 357 nucleotides. RefSeq names its product large ribosomal subunit protein P1-like. The transcript has a single exon. The coding region runs from base 1 to 357 and encodes 118 amino acids. Gene Ontology annotation, molecular function: structural constituent of ribosome; protein kinase activator activity; ribonucleoprotein complex binding. Gene Ontology annotation, cellular component: cytosolic large ribosomal subunit. The record is from RefSeq and is a predicted model, not a curated record. Gene Ontology annotation, biological process: cytoplasmic translation. NCBI's taxonomy places the organism in Eukaryota, Metazoa, Chordata, Mammalia, Primates, Hominidae.
AUGGCUUCUGUCUCCAAGCUCAGCUGCAUCAUCUACCGGGCCCUCAUGCUGCACAAUGAUGAUGAGGUGACCAUCACAGAGCAUAAGACCGAGGCGCUCAGGAAAGCAGCUGGCGUAAAUGUGGAAUGUUUUUCACCUGGCUUGUUGGCAAAGGCCCAGGCCAAUGUCAACAUCGGGAGCCUCGUCUGCAAUGCAGGGACUGGAGGACCUGCUCUAGGAGGUGGUACUGCACCUGUAGGAGGUCCUGCCCACUGCACCACUGCUGAGAAGAAAGUGGAAGCAAAGAAAAGAGAAUCUGAGGAGUCUGAUGAGGACACGGGCUUUGGUGUUUUUGAUGAAAUCUCUUUUGUGAUAUGA